This is a messenger RNA of Podarcis muralis (Common wall lizard), 2801 nucleotides long. RefSeq names its product leucine rich repeat containing 1 (gene LRRC1). Gene Ontology annotation, molecular function: protein kinase binding. Gene Ontology annotation, biological process: embryo development; receptor clustering; neurotransmitter receptor transport postsynaptic membrane to endosome. Lineage: Eukaryota; Metazoa; Chordata; Lepidosauria; Squamata; Lacertidae. The record is from RefSeq and is a predicted model, not a curated record. Gene Ontology annotation, cellular component: postsynaptic density; adherens junction; postsynaptic membrane.
UUGCCGCCGCCGCCGCCGCCUUUGCUGCUAUGUUUCAUUGCAUCCCGCUGUGGCGGUGCAACCGUCAUGUGGAGAUUAUCGACAAGCGCCACUGCUCGCUGGCCGCCGUGCCCGAGGAAAUCUACCGCUACAGCCGCAGCCUCGAAGAGCUCCUGCUCGACGCCAACCAGCUCCGAGAGCUGCCGAAGCCUUUCUUUCAGCUUGUAAAGUUACGAAAACUCGGGCUUAGUGAUAAUGAAAUUCAGCGGCUUCCUCCAGAGAUAGCAAACUUUAUGCAGCUGGUAGAACUUGAUCUGUCUCGAAAUGAUAUUCCUGAAAUCCCUGAAAGCAUUUCCUUCUGCAAAUCAUUACAGGUAGCAGACUUCAGUGGGAACCCACUCACUAGGUUGCCUGAAAGCUUUCCUGAGCUGCAGAAUCUAACAUGUCUUUCUGUAAAUGAUAUCUCUCUACAAGCAUUACCUGAUAACAUUGGAAACCUUUAUAACCUGGCAUCACUGGAAUUAAGAGAGAAUCUGUUGACAUAUUUACCUGAGUCAGUUGCCCAGCUGCAGAGACUAGAAGAGCUAGACCUAGGGAAUAAUGAACUUUAUAAUUUGCCAGAAACUAUAGGUGCACUUUAUAAUCUUAAAGAUCUCUGGCUAGAUGGGAACCAGCUGGCUGAAUUACCUCAGGAAAUAGGAAGCCUGAAAAACCUGCUAUGCCUGGAUAUCUCCGAAAACAAACUGGAAAAACUGCCUGAAGAAAUAAGCGGUCUGCUGUCUUUAACUGACCUACUCAUCUCUCAGAACCUUCUUGAGGUGCUACCAGAUGGCGUAGGUAAAUUAAAAAACCUAUCCAUCUUGAAGGUUGACCAGAACCGGCUUGUUCAGUUAACAGAAGCAGUAGGAGACUGUGAAAGCCUUACUGAGUUAGUUCUCACAGAAAACCAGCUGCUGACUUUGCCGAAGAGCAUUGGACGGCUAAAGAAGCUGAAUGUACUGAACGCUGACAGAAACAAACUAGUGUCUUUACCCAAAGAGAUUGGUGGGUGUUGCAGUCUAAAUGUUUUUUCAGUACGUGACAACCGGUUAUCUAGGAUUCCUCCUGAGAUAUCACAAGCCACAGAACUUCAUGUCCUAGAUGUAGCUGGAAAUAGGUUGCUACAUCUUCCCAUGUCGCUCACCAGCUUGAAGCUGAAGGCGUUGUGGUUGUCUGAUAACCAGUCCCAGCCUUUACUUACGUUCCAGACAGACACAGACCCUGAAGUAGGGGAGAAGAUUUUAACAUGUGUUUUACUUCCUCAAAUGCCUUCUGAGCCCGGUUGCCAAGAUAACCUUCCCCGAUGUGGGGCACUGGAGAGCUUGGUAAAUGAAAUGUCAGAUGAGACAUGGAAUGAACGAGCAGUAAAUAGAGUCAGUGCAAUCCGCUUUUUAGAAGACGAAAAAGAUGAAGAGGAUAAUGAAAUGAGGACACUUCUAAGGCGAGCCACUCCACACCCUGGGGAGUUAAAGAAUAUGAAAGUGAAAGUGGAGAAUUUACGGAAUGAUAUGAACGCUGCUAAAGGACUGGAUUCAAACAAAAAUGAGGUCAAUAAUGCCAAUGACAGAGUGACCACUUCUGUGUAGAGGCUCACCUCCCAGAUAUUUGCCUCCUGUGUCUUCCCACCUGCUGUCGAACCGUUACUGUUGCAUCCUGGGAAUACCAUCCAAUCAACCCUCAUGUGUUUUAACCAGAAAUCCGACUCAUCUUGUCCUUGUGUCAUUCCUUUGGAAGGUGCUUCUCACUGGAAGAAAAGUGCCUUAUUUCAGUCCAGGCAUCUGAGCACAGGGGGCGCAGCGCACUGAAAACUGCCCCCCCCACUGUGGUUCUUUGCUUGAACAACUCCUGCUUCUUUGCCGGCAAAUUGUUCCCAUCAAUUCCAAUGUUGUUGUUUUUGUUUUAAAAAAGGAUUAAGAGGUCUGUUUUGUUUUUGUUUUGUUUUUAACAAGGGGAAUAUGCUAUUAUACAAUCAUGCAUCUCUUUUACCCAGGGGUGUUGGUCUGCUGCUGUUCUCCUCUGCCCUCCCCCAAACCCCAGUUCAAGUGAUGGGGUAUUUAUUCUGCCCUGUUCUGGACUGUGGUGGUGGGGGAAAGUAGUUUUAUUGCAGAAUUGAUACUUUUUAAACCUCUCUGGCAGCUCAGAUGGUGUAAAUUUUAUAAUUUUUUGUAUAGGAGUCGAGUUUCAUAACAAACCAACAAAAUGGAUGUAUUUCAUUUUUUAAAAAAGGAUUUUUAAGCGGUACAUUUUACUAUUUGUAGAGGGUGAAUUCCAUUGACACAUUCAUGCUUGUCAUAUCUGCAUGUGCCUUAAUGCAGCCUAAUGAGAUUAGUUAAAGAAGAAAAAAGCCUAGGAGACAGCGAGAUUAGUUUGAAGAAGGGUGCCUCCUCAGAUGUGCGACUUUGCAAACAAUUACUGUUUAACUUCCUCCCUUUGUUUUAAGAAGAAGAAAAAGCUGAAGUUUUUCUGCAAAGUGUUUUACUAUGGUGACGACACUGAAUUGCCACUGCCUUAUAAUAUGAUGCACUCACACACUUUUAAAACUUGUUCAUGAAGAAAUUACUUGGGCUGAAGCAGCAUUGCAGCCAUUAGAAUUUCAGGUGUCCACUUUUAAAUGUGCCAUUUGUAAGAAUAACAUAUAUUUUAGAAAUGGAACAAAAUACACAACAGCAACAGCAUAAGUUGUGAAAACGAAUGUUAUGUACUGUACAGGCAUGAUAUUCUCAGACGUACUUGGAAGGUUUUAUAUCUCUAUAAAACCUUAAUAAAACACUAAAAAACCCAAA